Messenger RNA from Sesamum indicum (sesame), 3632 nucleotides. Its product is annotated as protein unc-13 homolog. The record is from RefSeq and is a predicted model, not a curated record. NCBI's taxonomy places the organism in Eukaryota, Viridiplantae, Streptophyta, Magnoliopsida, Lamiales, Pedaliaceae.
CUCAAGAACAUAACUAAAAACCAUCCAUCAAUCUCUGUCUUUCUAUCUCUCUAUCUCCAUCUGUCUCUAACCAAUGUUGUUUGCUUACAUCAUCUUCUCACUUGUUCUUGUUUUCUCAAAUUAAUUAGCAAUAAAAAUAUAAUGUUCGUCAGCUUCUCUCUCCCCUCCCUCCCGCCGGAUACCUGAUCACGUGCUUAUUUUCGCCGGAAAUUCGACCCGUCCGCAAAUGGGUCGUCAAUUCCGCCUACCCCACCUCAGCCUGAACUCCCCACCUCUACCUGAACCCUCAUCUCCAAGGCUCGGCCCGGACCCGAUUCGAUCGUGUCCCCCGUCGGAUCUUGCGUCGCCGUUUGGCAAGCUUGACGGCCUCGACCGCUAUGACUUCCGUGAAGCCGCCUACGAGGUCUUCUUCACGGCCUGCAGGUCUUCACCUGGGUUCGGCGGCCGGAGUGCGCUCACGUACUACAACUCCUCCUCCGACGGUGGAGAGGGAAACGGGUCGACUCCUGGCUCCCCGGUGAGGCCGCCCGGUGUAGGAAUGGCGGUAACUAGCCGGGUGAAGAAUGCGUUGGGGCUGAAAAUGUUGAGGAAGUCUCCAUCCUCAAGGCGGUCCAGCUCAUGUGGGUCGAAUCCGUCGUCCCCGAGCGCGUCUGGAUCCGGGUCCGGGUCGAGCCCGAGGGUGGGUUUCACGGUGCCGCAGGGGGGGAAGCUGAGGCGGCCGUUGACGUCGGCCGAAAUUAUGAGGCAGCAGAUGAACGUGACAGAGCAGAGCGAUAAUAGGCUACGGAAAACUCUGAUGAGGACCCUCGUUGGCCAAAUGGGCAGACGGGCCGAGACGAUAAUCCUUCCCCUUGAGCUGCUGCGCCAUUUGAAGCCGUCUGAAUUCAAUGAUCCUCACGAGUACCAUCUAUGGCAAAAGCGUCAGUUCAGAAUCCUAGAGGCAGGACUACUACUUCACCCGUCUAUUCCACUAGAAAAAUCAGAUGCAUCUGCUGCGAAAUUUAGAGAAAUUAUUGAAUCUAGCGAGAUGAAGCCAAUAGACACGGGGAAGAACUCUGCGGUGAUGAAAACACUAUGUAACUGUGUUGUAGCCCUGGCGUGGCGAAGCCCUGAUGGUGGAACGACCGACGUGUGCCAUUGGGCUGAUGGCAACCCCCUCAACGUCCUAAUCUACACUGCAUUGCUGUCUUCCAUUUUUGACUCAAAGGACGAAACCUUAGUCCUCGAUGAAAUUGACGAGCUGCUAGAGCUUAUGAAGAAGACGUGGUCGACGUUGGGGAUCAAUAGGCCAAUACACAACCUGUGUUUCACUUGGGUGCUUUUCGAGCAGUAUGUGAUGACACAAGAGGUGGAACCGGAUCUUCUUGGUGCGUCCUUUGUGAUGCUGACAGAAGUAGCAACUGAUGCUAAGAAGCCUGACAGAGAGCCUAUUUACAUGAAGAUGUUGGCGAGCGUUUUGAAUGUGAUGAAGAAGUGGUGCGACAAGAGAUUGUUAGACUACCAUAGGAAUUUCAAUAGGGAAACUAUUGGACUAAUGGAAAAUAUGCUUCCUCUGCUUUUCUCAGCUACAAAGAUUUUAGAAGAGGAUGUCCCUUACUAUGUUAACGCACCGCAGGAAAAGGGAGAUGCGGGUGAAGAGCCAACAGGGAAUAGGGUUGAUCUUUAUGUUCGAUCAUCGUUAAGGAAUGCAUUUGCUCAGAUGCUGGAAGAUCUGAACAUCAACGGAACAAAGACCACCGAACCACAAGAAGUGAGUGAGGUGCUAAUUAAAGUGGCUAGAAAGACCGAAGAACUGGGCGUGAAGGAGAGGGACAUUUUCAGUCCUAUUCUGAAGAAAUGGCACCCGGUUGCUGCUGGAGUUGCCGCUGUGACCCUUCACACUUGCUAUGGGACUUUGCUGAAACAAUACCUAACGAGCAAAUCCUCAUUGAAUGAGACAGUCUUGGUAUUGCAGAGGGCUGGGAAGCUUGAGAAGGCUUUGGUACAGCUGGUGGUUGAGGAUUCUGUCGAAUGUGAAGAUGGAGGCAAGAUGAUCGUGAGGGAGAUGGUUCCGUACGAGGUUGAUGCGCUCAUUGUAAGACUAAUGAAACAGUGGAUUCAAGAGAGGCUGCAGAAGGGAAAGGAAUACAUCCUGAGAGCAAAACAAACAGAAACUUGGAAUCCCAAGUCAAAGACGGAGCCAUACGCUCAUUCGGCUGCGGAAAUAGUCAGCUUUGUCAAGGAAGCUCUGGAAAACUUCUUCGAGAUUCCAAUAAGCAUAUCGGAGACUUUAUUUUAUGAUCUCAUUGAUGGCUUGGAGAACGUCUUCGUAGAUUACAUUACCUUUGUUGCAUCAUGUGGAUCAAAACAGAGUUACAUCCCCACGCUUCCACCGCUGACACGAUGCAGCCGGGACUCAAAGUUCUUCAAACUGUGGAAAAAAGCUGCAUGUAACAUUGGAGCAGAAGAUCCGAACCAGAAAGCAGCAAACGAAGGAAACAAUCCACGUCCCUCGACUAGUCGUGGAACACAACGUCUUUACAUUCGUCUCAACACCUUAUAUUACCUCACCGCACAGCUCAACUCCCUCGACAAAGCGUUGUCCAUCUCUCCAAAGGUUACCUCGAUAAAAGGCCGUUUCGCGAACCGAAAGCAGCCAGUUACUUCCUAUUUCGAACAGAGCCUGUCAACAUUACAGAUAGCCUCUCAACAUGUGUCGGAGGUAGCUGCCUACCGUCUGAUAUUCUUGGACUCAAACUCUGUUUUCUACGGAAGCCUAUACGUCGGUGACGUAUCCAGUGCACGAAUCCAGCCGGCAGUGAGAAUAUUGAAACAGAACCUCACUCUUUUGUGUGCAAUCGUCACAGAACGGGCUCAACGUCUUGCAAUAAAAGAAGUAAUGAAGGCUUCUUUCGAGGCGUUCCUUAUGGUCUUGCUGGCAGGGGGCAGCACAAGGUUGUUCUCCCGGUUGGAUCAUCCCAUGAUCGAGGAGGAUUUUGAGAGCUUGAAACGAGUGUUCUGCACGUGUGCAGAAGGCCUAAUCGUCGAGGACACGAUUGAAGUAGAGGCCGAGGUGGUGGAAGGUGUGGUGGCACUAAUGGGGCAGACUACUGAGCAGUUGGUGGAGGAUUUCAGCAGUGUGGCUAGUGACGCAUGCGGAAUAGGUGGUGUCAGCACCAGCCGGAAGCUCCCGAUGCCGCCAACGACCGGGAAGUGGAACAGGUGUGAUCCUAAUACUGUACUGAGGGUACUUUGUAGUAGGAAUGAUCGGGUGGCUAGUCACUUCCUCAAGAAAACAUUUCAGUUGGCAAAGAGGAGGCCUACCAUCAAGAUGAUUUGAACAAUUUUUAUUCUUGAAUGUGAUAUUUUACAAUAAUAUAUGGAACUUAUGUAUGUAAUGGAAUUCGAGAGAAAAUGUAGAAAACAUUGAUUGCCUAAUUUAUUAACAUAUUUUUCAUGUACUUUUCUGUAGUGGGAAUCCAAAAAAAAAAAAGGAGAGAGACUGGGACAUAUGUUUGUUUGCUAUGUUUUUACCUUAUUCCUGGUAUUAAUACUGUUGGUGGGACUGGAAAUUUGAGUAGGAUUUUUAGGAGUUUGAUCUACUUGUACAAAUUUGGACAUUAAUAUAAUACUAUGUAUGUACUUGCUAUGGA